Messenger RNA from Serendipita indica DSM 11827, 1452 nucleotides. The record is from the annotation of a GenBank genome assembly. Lineage: Eukaryota; Fungi; Basidiomycota; Agaricomycetes; Sebacinales; Serendipitaceae.
AUGAGUGAUUUAAGCUCAUCUACUAUCUCGAGGACGCCUAUCUGCAGACUUCCACCUGAGAUACUUCAAAAAAUCUUCCUGCAAGCAAGCCAGUUGGCCUUCUCGUCCCCGUGGAGACUGAGCGCAGUCUGUCGUCUCUUUCGAGAUAUUAUUUUCCAAACCCCUUCAAUCUGGGCGAAUCUCGAUAUAGGCCCCACGAGAAGUGCAGUUUUUCCUCAUCCAGAACUCCUCCGACUAUGGCGAUCAAGGCUCAAGGACAGGAAAGGAAAUCUUUCCGUUAGUCUUGCACCUUGGGUCAAACAGGAGACUGUGGAUGCCGUCGUUGCAGAGGCAGCAUCCAUCGGCUUUCUGUCCUUCUUCGACCGUCCAAUGGUGCUCCUCGCUAGCAACUUCCCGCAUCUCGUGGAGCUCCGGAUGGGGCACUUUAGGUCGUCCUGGGAGGCGAUAUGUCGACUAAAUCAUGACGAGGUCACCGAACUGAUAGAUCUUCACUGCUCGCUGCCAGCACCAAGCCAAACCGGAUAUCUCAACUUAGGAGAACGCUUUCCAGCUCUCAAAGUGUUACACAUCCACCAAAUUCCUCUGCCUACUCUCCUGUUUUUGGCCAACACCCCACAGUUCCCUCCUCUGCAGGAGCUAUGCGUCCACUCCAAGACUAAUGUAUGGCUUCUUAUUUCAACACUGUGCAAGGAUAGCUUAAGAAAACUCACGAUUCGCCACAACUGCGCCGAAAGUUCUUUCCACCGCGAAAUUUCUUCGAGUCUCCGACUAGCAAAACUCACUUCGUUGACUUAUAUCUGCACGCUUAGUCCAGAAUUCGAUCCCGAAUCUCUUGUAUUCCCAAACUUGAUUACUCCACAGCUCGACUACUAUCAUCAAGAGUCACCCUUUCACACGGAAUUCGCCCAUCGAGACCUCUCCACCGCUACACACAUAGUCUGGGCGGGGAAAGGAAGUGUCCAAUGGCGCCAGAUCCCAUCUGUCAUAAAGAUUGAAAUCCUGCACCGCGACAUCGACAUGCUACGUUCGAGCUUUCUUGAACUGGCGGAGAAUCCAGAUCAAUGCCGCGAGCUCAGGGACGUCGUUCUAGGUGUAGAUGGAUACCUGAUGGAGGAAUUAAGGCCCUUAGCGGAGAGAAUCUUGGAGAUUCUGAAGGACAGGUCGAUUCGGCUGGAGCUUCGGCCUGGCCUGGUUUCCAAGGAUGCUGGUUGCUUUACAUACAAGGAGCGCUCCGACCUGAUUCACAAUUGUUAUGAAGAAGACGAGAAUACGGAUACGACUCACGAUGUUGACUGCUGCUUCUGUUACAUCUGUCGUUCUAGGAGGGCACUACGAGGCGCACUGGAAAGGGCCAAAUUAUUACGCGCGGCGAUCCCACAUCCUACCAGUGAAGAUGAUGACAUAUCUGAACUCUUGGGACUUUUAGAUGGUAAGAUUACGAUGGGCUAUUGA